CGAGAUUGCAUCUUUGGCGCCACGAUGCCAUCGCCGCCACCGCUGUCGCGUCGCAUGACUGCGAUGACGGGCACGCAAGGCGACCACCUUCACGAGACCCAGCGGCGACCGCUUCGAUCGUCCGCUUCGUGCAUCCUCCUGCGCGAGGUCGACGUGCCAAAGAAACAGAAGAAGCCUCGGACUGCGUCGUCGGCCUUUCUGGGCCUCGACAUGAAGCUCGUCGACUUGUGUCGGUCCAACGACGCACUGCGCCGGCGCGUUGCGCACCUCUUUAUGACACACGGCGAGUACGCCGACUCGGACGCGGGCGACGACGACGACCUCGAGCUCGUGCCUGGCCGCGCUACCGUGGUCAAACGUAGCAAUGAAAAUGAGAUCCUCGCCUUGCUCCACAAGCAGAAUGCGCAAGGUCUCGGCGCAAGUGGCACCGCACUCCACCCGAGCAUUCAACGCGCCAAGAGCGACGUGGCGCUGCCAAUCGCGAUCGACGAUGACGUGGCGAAAGCUGUGCAGCACGAUAUGAUCAUGACGGUUCCGUCGGUAGCGUGGACAGCCAAGUUUGAAGACGCCUACAUGCGUUUCAAGCGCGGGCGUCCAAAAGCCAAGCUCAACUCGGUCCAGGUCUUUCGCUCGUACUUGAUGACGCCCGAGUUCCGCGCGCUACAUGCAAUGACGUACGGCGCCACGCGCUUUCACGAAGACACGACAGGCACAUUUGCAAACGACGAGACCGACCACCCGCUUCACCACGGGCUUCAAAAACGACUUAGCAAACUCACGCCGCCGAUGCGCUCCUCCUUGGAGCUAUCGCUCUCAAACCACAUGCUAGAAAACUUUGACCACCUUCUCGACAUGUAUACGUCGGCGCGCCGGGACUUUCUCGCACAAAUGACACAGUGCGGGAAACGCCAGCGCCACGCGGCGCGGCAGCUCAAAGAGGCCAAGCAGCGCCUCGAGUCGCGCCGCGCCGACGUCAAGAAGGACGUUGCCAAAACACGUGCGAUGCUCGGACACCGCGUCAUCGCCGCCCGUCUCCAUACGCCGCGGGACCCCGCGCACAUUGAAGGCAGUGACAAGCACGCUGUGACGAUGAUUGUGUCCGCCUCCAAGCGCGCCGCCGCCAAGUCGUGGAAAAAGAUCAAGGAGGCAGAAAAGUGCAAUGUCGCGAGGAGCCUCCAGCUCUCGAUCGAGUACGCCAAGACAACAACGAUCGAAGGCGGCGGCCUUCCGACGCGCGCCCUCUGCCUCAAGCAGCAGCGCGCACUCACACACCACAUCGUGUACAUCCAGCGCUUGUACCGCGGGCACAUGGCGCGCCGCUACGUCUACUCGCUCAAGUGGCUCUUCUUCAUGUGGCGCCACCUCUUUUUUCCGUCCACGGUGCUCCCAAAGGACUCGGUGUACGGCUUUAUGCACAUUGACGACUUUGAAGCGAGUUUCGAGUACUUUUACUACCAGUCGAACGCCGAGCGCGUCUAUAUGGCGGGCUUUGCGCUCACCGUGCCGCCGUCCCGCCUCGGCGGACAGUUUGUCGAGUACCAUCGUUUCAAGCGGUACUGGCUGCGCUUCAUGUAUCGCGCGUCUGGGCCCGCCGACAUGGUGCGCUUUGUGCAGUUUGUGCGCAACCGCGAAGCCAUUAUCCACUCGAUUGAGAUCCAGAGACAAGAGCACAGCGAGGCGCGCACCUCGACGCUGAGCUACCUGACGCAGAUUGACGACUUCAAGAAACUCAACUACACCAAGCGCCGCGACGACCACGCGCACCUCAAGUACCGCACCGACUUGGCGGUACAAACCGACGAACACCGGUCGCUGACGCUGCGUGCACGGCGCGCGCUGCUCCCGUCCUAUCAACAACGCGCAAAAGGCUGGGCGCUCCUCCGCCACAUUGUCACGGGCAACGCGGCGCGAAGCUUCAAAGUCCAUUCGUUUCGCGGUGUCGUCGUCCAAGUCGCCGAGGUCGAGGGUCUCACGCAACAUAAGAAUAUGCUGCUCGACUUGCCCGCACCCGCCGAGUCGUUGUCGCCAGUGCGCCGCGUCGCCCGGCGGCGCGCCAGCGUCGUCUCGUCCGUCUUCGACGUCGACCCUGCAGUGCUUGACGCUGCUCUGGGCUCGCGUCAUCCGGGUCCGAGCAACCGAUUUGAGCGGCAUCUGAAGCGCCUGGGCAUACUCGCCAACGACGCGGUAGUGCUCUGCGGCUACUACACGGCCGUGGGUCUCAACGACAUUGGCGAUGAUGCGCCGCCACCGCUUUGCGUGUCGCGGCUGGGGCGCAUGAAGCAUCUGCACGGCUGCACGAGCAUUCCCGACCUCCUAACCAAGCAGGGCGAGCGCCACGCGGGGUUUGCGCACCUGUUUACGGCGUUUGAAGCCGCUUGCGCCGCCGACGUGCCCGAGAACGUCGCGGUCUUGGCGAGCUUGAAGAGCUACUUGAACGACUCGAUGGAGCUUUUAACGUUUGUGCGGCAGCAGCUCGCGGCGCUGCGCCCGCCAAAGCCUGUCGUGGGGGCCGCGAUGAUUGCGCUGCAGCGAACCAAGCGCAUCGAGUGCUACAACAAGCUCCUCGAGCAGUUGGACACAAAUGUCCGCGCCGUGCUCGACAGCAUGGACCGCACCAACGCCAACGACGACGACGAAGACGACUCGAUUACCGCGUGACGCGCGCGACACGACGCAGAGGAAUUAAGAAAUUCAUCCGCCGGGUUGUCUAUGGU
Molecule: messenger RNA, 2714 nt
Organism: Saprolegnia diclina VS20
Lineage: Eukaryota; Oomycota; Saprolegniomycetes; Saprolegniales; Saprolegniaceae
Exons: 7
Coding region: 25-2658 (877 amino acids)
Molecular function (GO): protein binding
Source: RefSeq, a predicted model, not a curated record